UCCGUCCCUUCCCUCCCUCCCUCCCCUCUAGGCUGGUCGGUGCGCCGGGGCGCCCGGUCCGCUCCGCAGCUGGGACGCGCGGAACUCGAGGCAGGAGUAGGCUCUUUGGAGCCGCGUCCCUCCCUUCCCCUUCCCUGCCCCCUUCCCCCACCCCGACGCAAGCUUGGCGCGACUGCCAGAGGAACCCCGAGCCCGCAUUUGCUGCAGCGCGCAGUUGGUCUGGUACCCGGCAAACUUGCAGCUGUUGUGACCGCGCUCCGCUGAGCCUGCCCAGGCCCCUGAGCUGCAGGGAUGGAAAACUCCUCUGCGGCGUCGGCUUCCUCCGAGGCAGGGAGCAGCCGCUCCCAGGAGAUUGAGGAGCUGGAGCGCUUCAUCGACAGCUAUGUGCUGGAGUACCAGGUGCAGGGGCUGCUGGCCGACAAGACAGAAGGCGAUGACGGCGAGAGCCAGAGGACGCAGUCCCACAUCUCUCAGUGGACAGCGGACUGCAGUGAGCAGCUGGACAACAGCAGUUCCUUCUCCCGAGGGCGAGCACCCCCACAGCAGAAUGGCAGCAAAGACAACUCUCUGGACAUGCUGGGCACGGACAUCUGGGCUGCCAAUGCCUUCGAUUCCUUCAGUGGUGCCACCUGGGACCUGCAGCCUGAAAAGCUGGACUUCACGCAGUUCCACCGCAAGCUCCGGCACGCACCCAAGCAGCCGCUGCCCCACAUCGACCGUGAAGGGUGUGGAAAAGGGAAGCUGGAAGAUGGAGAUGGCAUCAACCUGAAUGACAUUGAGAAGGUCCUUCCUGCCUGGCAGGGCUACCACCCGAUGCCCCACGAAGUGGAGAUAGCGCACACCAAGAAGCUGUUCCGGAGGAGGAGAAACGAUCGAAGACGGCAGCAGAGACCUCCAGGAGGAAACAAGCCCCAGCAGCACGGUGACCACCAGCCAGGCAGUGCCAAACACAGCAGGGACCACCAGAAGUCCUAUCAAGGAGGCCCAGUGCCCCAUGCCUCAGGGAGGCCCACCCACCACGGCUACAGCCAGAACCGGCGCUGGCACCACAGCAAUGUGAAGCACCCACCAGGCGACAAGGGGGAGGCAGGCGCCCACCGCAAUGCCAAAGAGACCGUGACCAUCGAGAGCCCCAAACCGGAGGACACCCCACGGGACACCGAGCACAGUGGCCUUGAGCCCCCUCGAAGCCCUGAUGCCUCCGCCCUGCCAACAUCUGAGAGGCUACCCACACUGAUGCCAGGGGGGCCAGAGGCUGAGACAAAGCAUAAAGACAGUAUUAUUCCCGAACGCAUUGGGGAGCGGCCCAAAAUUACCCUGCUUCAGUCCUCCAAAGACAGGCUGCGGCGAAGGCUAAAAGAAAAGGUACCGGAAGAAGUGAUGGUGGAGGCAACCCAUCCUCAGCAGAACAAGAUGGACAAGCUGAUCGAGAUCCUGAACAGCAUGCGGAAUAACAGCAGCGACGUGGAUGCCAAGCUCACCAGCUUCAUGGAGGAGGCCCAGAACUCUACCAACUCUGAGGAGAUGCUGGGUGAGAUCGUGCGGACCAUCUACCAGAAGGCCGUGUCAGAUCGGAGCUUUGCCUUCACAGCUGCCAAGCUCUGUGACAAGAUGGCACUCUUCAUGGUGGAGGGAACCAAGUUCCGGAGCCUACUCCUCAACAUGCUGCAGAAAGACUUCACGGUGCGCGAGGAGCUGCAGCAGCAGGACGUGGAGCGCUGGCUGGGCUUCAUCACCUUCCUGUGCGAGGUGUUUGGCACCAUGCGCAGCAGCACAGGAGAGCCCUUCCGCGUGCUCGUGUGCCCCAUCUACACUUGCCUCAGGGAGCUCCUGCAGUCUCAGGAUGUGAAGGAAGAUGCUGUCCUUUGCUGCUCUAUGGAGCUACAGAGCACAGGGCGACUGCUGGAAGAGCAGCUGCCCGAGAUGAUGAUGGAGCUCCUGGCCAGUGCUCGAGACAAGAUGCUGUGCCCCUCUGAGUCCAUGCUGACCCGGUCGCUGCUCCUGGAGGUCAUCGAGCUCCAUGCCAACAGCUGGAACCCUCUGACGCCCCCUAUCACGCAGUACUACAACAGAACCAUCCAGAAACUGACAGCCUGACAGCCAGGGGGCCUGGCGGGAAGCCCGCAGGCAGCUGGGGCCCUGGUGCGCAGAGCCAGAUGGACAGGCGGGAGGACAGGGGUGGCCCUGGUGGGAGAAAGAAAUGGGCAGGAAGGCAAGCAGAGUCAGUGGCCAGUCUGGAGCCAGCCAGGAAAGGGAUCAAAUCCCUGAGAAGGGCACCCCACCUUACACAUAAACACCCCCACCCCAGCCCAAGCAUGUGGCAGCUCCCACCAAUAAGGGAAGCAUGUUUCUUUUCCAUGGUGGCCCUGGCCUGCGACCUCCCUCAUUCCCACCCCUAUCUGCCCCUGCCAUCCAACCCAUACACCUCAAGCAGAGAUCUCUCUGCCACUCCUCAGACCACCCCACCCCCCCCCAAACACCAGCCUCCCACAUCGGGGCACUGCUUAGGUCAGAAAGGAUCUCAGAAGGCUGAAAAAGUGGGUCGAGACGGGCUCCCAUUGUUCCUUUCGUGCUGUCAGCCGCAGUCGCCAACUGGCAGCAGGCAACAUGUAGCAGAUGUCCGGGAGGACAAAGGCAGGCACGGUCCCCACCAGCCGCCAGUAAUUGACUGCCUUUGUCAGCCACAGUGGAGCUAGGGAGAGGCGCUUUUCUCUAACCUUCACACCCCACCCUCCCAACCUCAGUUCCUCCAGCCUUGGGCCCCCAGCCCAGGCCUAGGGGGCUGGCAGCCGGGAGGGGAGCUGGAGCUUGCAACUCAGCUUGCACCCUUUUCUUUUAUUGUGUUUUAUUUUUCAAAAGUUGGUUGCUUUGAAGUCUCUUCUCUCAAUGAAAAUAUCCUCUGUGUGAUCACAGUCAGCCCUGCAAGGACCUCCUGAUUAAUAGGAGAUCCAGCCCGGCCCCCUCUAGAAGGAUUCUAGCCAUAGACAGCUUGCCAGUAGCCAAUUAGGGUAAUUGGAAACUUCUGGCACGGCGGGGGUCCCCCCUGGAAUCCUGUGCCCCCUCCCCACCUCGCACACCCCCUCCCCGCCUGCAGUGACUCUGCUCUCCUGUUUCUGUCUCUCGAGGGAUGUGGUACUGCGGGUGCUGGGCUGUAUUAGACCUGGCCCUGGCCAUGGGGGUCUUGUGGCAAAUGGCCCAGAACAAGGUUGGCAAACUAAAACCAAAAUGAAAGCUUGUCCCAAGUGCCUAGUGAGGAGAAAGAUGGAGGGAGAGCUGCCUGGCUGCCCAGGAUUUGUCUAAAUCAUGGGCUGUGUCACUGCCCAAGCCUUAUCCUAGGCAGGAUCCAGAAGGCCUUCCCAAUGUUGGGAAAGAGAGAAAUUGUUGAGUCACAAGAAGGACAGUCAGGUAGGCUUUCCUGGCUGGAAACAAGGCUGGAUUUCUUUGGAAGGCCCUGGCCUAGAGAACAGUACCUUCUGUGAUGGCUAGAGAGGAAGGUGAGCUCAAGCUCUGGGAUGCUGGCAUCAGGAUCACAGCCUGAGUCCACACAAUCCAUGGCUGAGGUAUGGAGCCCAUGUUUUGAUGAGUCCUCCAGAAAAUGCCAUCAGAACCCAGCAGCCUCCUGAUUUGGUCCUUUACUGAGGUUGGUCAUAUCCUAGGUCACACCAGAAACCUCUUAUGGCCUCCUGAUCCAAAUCAGACUGGCGGGGAGGUGAAGUGGGGGGAGAUUUCUGCUGAUCAUUUCUAAAUCUAGGUAAAAGUUCUCCAUUCUGCCUGGCUUUUCCCCACUGAAACUGGCCUUCCAGUUCCAGGGGGCGUUCAGGUCCCCCUCCCAAAGCCUACUUGGGACAAGGUGUGAGAGGGCACAUUUUCCCUUUAAAUAGGUCAAUGGCCUCUGCCAAGAGGCCCACUCUGCCCCUGGCUGGCUCUGGCCCUUGCCUUCUUCCUCCCCCACUCCUCCUUCUCAAGCUUUCUCAAGCUGUUUCUCACUGCUUCUCUCCUGCACCAGCCCUCAGCCCCAGCCUGGAGCUUGGGGACACCAGAAACCCCCAGGAGUCCUUGAAGGAAGAGUUGGGCUGAUGUCGGUUGGGAUGCUCAGAGAGAGCACUGGGGAAAUCACGCUCUCCUGGAGUCAGGUAGCCCUGGCCAGGCAGCUGCUCCCUGCAGCCUCCGAGGGCCACGCCUAUGCUCAAAAGGGCCCCUCUUCCCUCAGGUGGUGGAGGUGGUGGUGGUGGUGGUGGUGGUGGUGGUGGUGUGUGUGGGUGUGUGGGAGUGUGGGGGGUGUACAAGCGUGUAUGUGCAUUGGCAAAGAACAAAGCAGGGUCCCCAGAAGACAGAGGUCUGACAGUUGAGUCUCCCAGACCCCAUACUCAGCUCACAGGCAGGCUCCAAGAAGGGGGCUCUCAAGGUUCUUGUGGAGGGGCUAGUGACCCCUGUGAAAGUUAGAGGACAUUGUGGGCACCAAAAGUCAGAUGUGCUUCUCCUGAUGGCCUGUUUGUGGGGGUCUGGCCUCAGGGCCAGGCCCUCUUUGGCCUCGAGGACUAGUGUGAAGAUGUGAGGUAUAAAUAUGUAUUAUAUAUAAAUAUAUUUUUAAUUACGUGUUGUGUCACGGUGGCUCCAGACGUACAGUUUGCCUAAUUUGUUCCACUGCUUGAAAGCACUUCCUGGCCCAUCUGAAUAACACUUUUGGCUGUUUUUCUAAAUGCAGGUUGCUGCUACUUUUUCAGACAUGGAAGGAAAACAUUCAAAAAAAAAAAAAAUUUUUUUUUUUUUUAAAGAAACAGCAAAGCCUAAAAUUUCAGAGUCUGGGGCAACUUCCCAUGGCAGACUUUCAGACAGGAACUAGGGAGCAGAAGUGGGUGCCCCGCAGAUCCCCGCCCCUACCCCAUGCCAGAACCUCCUGUGCUUUGAAAGGCCCUCUAGGUGUUGUCCCCACUCAGCAGCAGGCCUUGGGGCAUGGACGAGGCGCACUGCAAGCAUCUCCUGUUGACCCUCUUGGUGUGUUGUGUCCUCCCUUCCCACCGACCACCACCCUUCACCCCCCACCCGGUGCCUGUCAGGCUGAGUUCAGGGCUGUCUUCCUCUCAAGCAGCCCCCUUGCCAUUAUUCUCCCACCCACCCCUAGUCCUGGUGGUUUUGCCUGGGCUCUGGUGCCGCAGUCCCAGAAGGGCUCCCAGGCACCCUAGGACGUGGCUGGAAGCUCCAUCGUCCUCUAUGGGGACGGUGCACCCCCAAACCCAGUUCUGUCUGUUUGUCUUUCCUUAACCAGUCUGUAAACCUUUAUAGUUUGGGCAUCAUCCUGUCCAUGUGUAAAUGUAAAUGUUGACCCAGUCGGUAUUUAUUCUAAUUUUUAUUUUAUUUUAUUUUAUUUUCUCUGAGGGGUGGGAUUGUGGGAACCGUACCACUGGCCACACCCUGGGCAGCUGCAGAGGCCAGGGCCCAGAUGGCUUGGCUGCGAAGCGGAGCAACCCCCUGGGGCCACACCAGACAGCCCCUCCAGGAAGCCCAGGCCCAGGCCGUUAUCUGGCAUCAGAAGCUGCCAGUGUUCCUUGUCCCGCAGACGUGCGGGCCUGCUGUGGCAUGGUGUCCCUCAGCUACCAGACACUCACUGUGUUGGGAAACCUCUGGCUGGGCUUUGAGGAUGGGGGUCAGAGAGAAGACGACUCUCCUCUGCACAGGACGCUUGCAUGGAGCGGCCAGCCACCUCACCCAAGCCAGCGGGGAGCGGGACAGCAGGACCUACCUCCUGGAGCAGGGGUCUGGGGCUUCCCACCAAAGCUGCAGCAGAAUCCUGCUCAUGCCGACACCUUCCCGCCAUUGGUAUGUCCUGCUUUCCAGCUGAACCCAAACUACAAGUGGGUUUAAAAAAAUAAACCGUACCAAAAA
Messenger RNA from Octodon degus (degu), 5883 nucleotides. It is a transcript of the gene Ctif, whose product is annotated as cap binding complex dependent translation initiation factor. Gene Ontology annotation, biological process: regulation of translational initiation. Lineage: Eukaryota; Metazoa; Chordata; Mammalia; Rodentia; Octodontidae. The record is from RefSeq and is a predicted model, not a curated record. The transcript has 13 exons. Gene Ontology annotation, molecular function: RNA binding; protein binding; translation activator activity. The coding region runs from base 292 to 2097 and encodes 601 amino acids. Gene Ontology annotation, cellular component: cytosol.